AUGAGCACGGUACCUAAAAGCAAUAACAGGGUGAUAGUUUUGUACUUUAAAGCAGUGAGCCUGACUUUAAGCCAAGUGGGGAAUGAUAGCAGUUAUCCAGAAUAUUCUUGUUCUGAGGAUGAUGAUAGUUAUGUGGAUCAUACUUGUACUGACAAUGAUCCUAAUGCAGAGGAAAAUGAUGAGUCAGACAGUGCACUUACCUGCCCAAGUAGCUCUUCAAGUGAAGAUGAAGCACUAGGUGAACUAAGAAGGAAGAGGAACAUAAUGCCAAAAGGUGAAGAUUUCAAACUUGAAAUUGAUAAGGCAAACCCAGGAUUCAAAGUGGGUUUAAAGUUUGCUACUGCUAAGAUGUUUAGAAAAGCUGUGAGGAUAUACUCCAUUAAUUGUGGAAGGGAGUUGAUAUUUAUGAAUAAUGACUGUAACAAAAUAAGAGUAGUAUGUGAAGAGGGCUAUCCUUUUGUUAUCCAUGUUUCAAGUGUUAGUGGUCGCACUUACCUACAGGGGAAAACUUUUAAUCCUACACAUGUUUGUAGUAAGGGGAUUAAAAAUAGAGAGUUUCACUAA
This is a messenger RNA of Prunus armeniaca (apricot), 564 nucleotides long. Lineage: Eukaryota; Viridiplantae; Streptophyta; Magnoliopsida; Rosales; Rosaceae. The record is from the annotation of a GenBank genome assembly.